Molecule: messenger RNA, 3643 nt
Organism: Onychostruthus taczanowskii (white-rumped snowfinch)
Lineage: Eukaryota; Metazoa; Chordata; Aves; Passeriformes; Passeridae
Gene: PACS2
Product: phosphofurin acidic cluster sorting protein 2
Exons: 24
Coding region: 57-2717 (886 amino acids)
Biological process (GO): protein localization to plasma membrane
Molecular function (GO): transmembrane transporter binding
Source: RefSeq, a predicted model, not a curated record
GGCGGGGCGGUGGCGGCCCGGCGCGGGGGGCGCGCGCCAGGGCGGCGGGCACAGCCAUGGCGGCGGCGGCCGAGCGGAGCCGCCUCAGCUUCCCCGGCGGCACCGGGGCCCUGGGGCGGCCCGUGCCUAUGAACCUCUUCGCCACCUGGGAGAUCGACGGCUCCAGCCCCAGCUGCGUGCCCAGGUUGUGCAGCUUGACGUUAAAGAAACUGGUAGUCUUAAAGGAAUUGGAUAAGGAGCUUAUUUCCGGGGUCAUUGCUGUCAAAAUGCAGGGCUCCAAGCGCAUCCUGCGCUCCCACGAGAUCGUGUUGCCCCCGAGUGGACACGUGGAGACGGAGCUGGCUCUGACCUUCUCGCUGCAGUACCCUCACUUCUUGAAGAGAGAAGGCAACAAGCUCCAGAUCAUGCUGCAGCGGCGGAAGCGCUACAAGAACAGAACCAUUUUAGGCUACAAGACCCUGGCUGUGGGAUGCAUCAACAUGGCUGAGGUCAUGCAGCACCCUACAGAAGGUGGCCAGGUUCUGAGCCUUUUCAGCAACAUCAAAGAGGCUCCAGUGAAGGUGGCAGAAAUCUGGAUCUUCUCCUUGUCAAGUCAGCCAAUCGACCAUGAAGACAGCACAAUGCAGGCCAGCCAGAAAAUCAAGUCUACAGACAACUAUUCCGAGGAAGAGUACGAGAGCUUCUCUUCUGAGCAGGAGGCCAGUGAUGAUGCCGUGCAGGGCCAGGAUUUGGAUGAUGAUGAGUACGAGAUGGGGAAGCCCAAGAAGCAGCGGAGAUCGAUAGUAAGAACGACGUCCAUAACCAGGCAACAAAACUUCAAACAGAAGGUUGUGGCAUUGCUGAAGAGGUUUAAAGUGUCUGAUGAGGUUCUGGAUUCAGAGCAGGACCCAGCAGAGCACGUUCCAGAGGUAGAGGAGGAUUUGGACCUUCUGUAUGACACACUGGAUAUAGAGAACCCCAGUGACAGCGGGCCAGAAAUGGAGGAUGAUGACAGUGUCUUGAGCACUCCAAAGCCAAAGUUAAAACCUUACUUUGAAGGACUGUCACACUCCAGCUCUCAGACAGAAAUUGGUAGCAUCCACAGCAUCAGGAGCCAGAGAGAGCCACCAAGUCCUCAGGUAGAAGUGCCUGAAAAGACAAAGAGUCUUGGAACCAAACAUGCAGGCGACAGUGUUUCUGACACUGUCCCUUAUGAGUCUAACCAGCAAGCUGAGGUCCAGGAGGCUGAACUCCCCACUCCAGAUGUGUUUGUGGAGAAGCUCCCACCCAGUGGGAAGAUCACGAAGACGGAGUCCCUCAUCAUCCCAUCCACCAGCAGGUCUGAAGGGAAGCAGACGGGGCGCCGGGGCAGAAGCACAUCCCUGAAGGAGAGGCAGCCGGUGAGGCCGCAGAACGAGAGAGCCAACAGCCUGGACAACGAGCGCUCCCCGGACACCCGACACCACCUACAGAUCCCCAGGAAAACAGUGUACGAUCAGCUGAAUCACAUCCUGGUUUCCGACGACCAGCUGCCAGAAAACAUUAUUCUUGUCAAUACAUCUGACUGGCAAGGCCAGUACCUUUCAGAUGUCUUGCAAAAGCACACCUUGCCAGUGGUCUGCACAUGUUCCUCUGCUGAUAUUCAGGCAGCUUUCAGCACAAUUGUCUCCAGGAUACAGAGAUACUGUAACUGCAAUUCACAGCCUCCAAACCCAAUUAAAAUUGCAGUGGCAGGAGCCCAGAAUUACCUCAGUGCUGUGUUGAGGCUCUUUGUAGAGCAGCUGUCUCACAAAACCCCUGACUGGCUUGGCUACAUGAAAUUUCUGAUCAUCCCUCUAGGCUCUCAUCCUGUGGCCAAGUAUCUGGGGUCUGUAGAUUAUAGAUACAACAACUUCUUCCAAGAUCUAGCCUGGAGAGAUCUGUUCAACAAACUUGAAGCACAGACCACUGUUUCAGAGGCCCCCGACGUCGUGUCCCGGAUAACGCAGUACAUAGCAGGGGCAAACUGUGCUCACCAGCUGCCCAUUGCUGAAGCCAUGCUGACCUACAAACAGAAGAGCCCCGAUGAAGAAUCUUCACAGAAGUUCAUUCCCUUUGUCGGGGUGGUGAAGGUUGGAAUAGUGGAACAAUCUUCUGCAACAUCAGGUGACUCUGAUGACGCAGCUCCCUCAAGUUCCGUAGUCCUUUCUUCCACUCCGCCUUCCGUGUCUCCUGCUGUGAAAGAAGCCUCCCCCACGCCCCCUUCCUCACCAUCUGUUACAGGCAGCUUCUCCCCAAGCCAGGGCCUCGGUGCCGAGUUGAUGGGCCUGCAGGUGGAUUACUGGAUUGCAGCUCCACCCGUGGACAGGAAGAGAGACCCAGAGAAGAAGGACCCCUCCACCACCAAAAACACACUGAAAUGCACUUUCCGGUCCCUGCAGGUCAGCAGGUUACCUGCCAGCGGCGAGAUCGCCACCACGCCAACCAUGUCCAUGACUGUUGUGACAAAAGAAAAGAACAAGAAAGUGAUGUUUUUGCCCAAGAAAACAAAGGACAAGGAGGUUGAGUCAAAGAGCCAGUGUAUUGAAGGAAUCAGCAGGCUGAUUUGCACAGCGAAACAUCAGCAGAACAUGCUGCGUGUCCUGAUCGAUGGGGUGGAGUGGAACGAUGUCAAGUUCUUUCAGCUGGCAGCACAGUGGUCCUCUCAUGUCAAGCACUUUCCCAUCUGCAUAUUUGGACACUCCAAAUCUAACUUCUAGCUGUGCUCGGCGCAGGGACCUUCCGCCCAUCCCGAGGACUGCACACCAGGAGCCAGGACCUGCGUGCCAACUCUGACUCGCGUCUCUCUGCCCUCUCCUGCAGAAUUAAUUACAGAUGUGCUUGGAUUACUUUUGAAUUACUUUUUUCUAUUAACUCUUAAGUUUACUACAGAGGAAGGAAACCCCUUUAAACAAAGGCAAAAAAAAAACCAAAACCAACCAACAAACCAGUCUUAAAUAUAGAUGUGCUGACAACGUGAAGUCGUGGGGGAGUUGGCAGGAGCAGGCAACCUGCCCAAGAACACCUACCACUUAGGAGCAGAUAGCUGAGUAACUGCACUGCUUAUUAACCUGAGACCUCAUUGGUGUGAGUGGGCUGGGGGAGCCCUGGAUCAGCUCAAACAGAUUUCGCAGAAGAUCACGUGUGUUACGGUGCGUUUGGCCCCCGCUCUGUAUUUCUAGGAGAAAAGGAUGGCCAGUCUUUCUUCCUGCUGCCAAAGGAUGAGAGUCUGGAGGGAGUUCAACUGUCCGGUGUGGAAAACAAAGCCACUUGCAGAGUUAGGGAGGUCUGGAGAGGAGAUCCCCUUUGGAGCACGGAGCCUGCCACGGGCACAGGCAGGUGUUGGUGCUGAAGCGAUGCCUGAGGAGGGUUGGGCAGGAACAGGAAUUAGGGAAACACUAAGUAAGGAAACUCCCGUGUGCCAGGUCUUUGACAAUGACCAAACCUGGCCACUCUCUGUGUUCUCCAGCUGGCUGUGCUGCUGAGGGGCACCACGUCAGUGGGGUCGCUGCUAUUUACAUACUCACACCGAUUAUUUACCUGUCAAUAAAACCUCGUCCAGCCUCGAAAGGGAAAGGAUUUUUUUCAACAGCUGCAGAUUUUUUUAAUGCUUUCUAAAAAAAAUAAAAUAAAAUAAAAACAAAAA